This is a messenger RNA of Drosophila biarmipes, 1038 nucleotides long. RefSeq lists its product as uncharacterized. The record is from RefSeq and is a predicted model, not a curated record. NCBI's taxonomy places the organism in Eukaryota, Metazoa, Arthropoda, Insecta, Diptera, Drosophilidae. The coding region runs from base 1 to 1038 and encodes 345 amino acids. The transcript is spliced from 3 exons.
AUGUAUGGAGCACUGGAUGGUGACUCGUUAACUAAUAUAAAGUACGUGGCCACAACAACCAUCCAAUCACGUAUCACAGAAUAUCACUUCUCACUUGAAUUCUGUGUCACCGGCCACUUCUUGUAUCAGCCAGAUUCUGAGAUUGACAUAUCGUCUUGGAAUCUGCCCACCAAUACACCUUUGGCAGAUGAAAGAUUCCAUGAAUCUCGUCUCAUCGAUCUUCUAUUAGGCGCUGAAAAGCUUUGGGAGCUAGAAGCCAUCGCUGUCUUACCUGAGAGUCUACAUCCGCAUCACCAAAUAUGUGAGGCGCUCUAUACAAAAACUACAGUUCAGGACUCCCACGGUCGCAUUAUAGUCAACCUUCCCUUUAAGGAUGAUUCCUCUCGCCUCGGAAACUCCGCUGAAGUGGCCCGUCGACGAUUCUACGAUUCUUACCUGAGAGUCUACAUCCGCAUCACCAAAUCUGACUCCCACGGUCGCAUUAUAGUCAACCAUCCCUUUAAGGAUGAUUCCUCUCGCCUUGGAAACUCCGCUGAAGUGGCUCGUCGACGAUUCUACGGAAUGGAAAGCCGCAUGCUGAAAUUUCCUGAGUUGAGAUCCGAAUAUGUCUCAUUCAUGCAGGAAUAUCAGGCGCUAGGUCACAUGUCAUUGGUGACCAAUCCAGCCCUUCACGAGUCGCGUUAUUAUAUACCCCACCACUGCGUCUUGAAGCCCUCGAGCACGUCAACCAAAUUGAGAGUGGUUUUCGACGCCUCGUGCACAACAACUACGCAACUGUCGCUUAAUGACCUACUGCUUGUGGGUUCCACUGUGCAAACGGAUCUUUAUCUGCAUCUUCUCAAAUUCAGACUGUUUCAAUAUACCAUGACAGCUAACGUGACAAAGAUGUACAGGCAAGUCCUCGUCGAUCCAAGCUUUCGAAAAUAUCAAUACAUUUUUUGGAGAAACUCCCCAGACGCAGAACUGCAGACGUUCCAGCUAAAUACCGUCACUUACGGAACCGUAUCUAGCAGUGCGCAGUUUACACUACUUGACUGA